UUUUGCGCAACACCAAUAUCCUAUUUCUGAACCCGUAGGAGGGCCUGCCUCUGCGGACUAUGUCGUAGUCCCGUGGGGAGAUAGUCUCGGUAAUGUACAAGCAUGGCUAUGGAUCAAAUCACAUUAAGCUCUAUCCAGAAGUCUAUCUGGGAAGGCCAACUCCCUCUACAUAUUACUCUCGUUCCAUCUGAAAGUCGCACCUACGACCAGACAGAUCCAUAUCUCAUUUCCUUACCGCGGAUUUCAUAUCUGCCAUCUCUCCUCUCCAGACUCAAGGCUUUCUUCUCUUCAUCACUCAUUGACCCCGCCUCCUCAGAACCCCAUGACGGUUGGUUCUCCUUCGAAGGCGUCCCGCUGAAAUGGCACUACCCCGUCGGUCUCCUCUAUGAUCUUUACGCGGGUGCGGACCCAGCGACCAAAUCGAGUGAAGAUGAUUACUCGCCCACUUCGGAAGCCGGUCCCCUUCCCUGGCGACUUGUUGUGCAUUUUAGCGACUGGCCCGACGAGGAGCUCGUCCGUCUUGACGCACAAGGCAUGGUCAUGAACGAUGCCUUCAUCAACAGCGUCAAAGAGGCUGAUUUCGUGCGCAACGGUACCGCAAAGGGAAUCAUGACUCUCUCGAAGGAUGAUUCUUCGGGUUUAUGGAAGGCCGUUCAAGAUGUCGACCUCCCCUCCUUCCAACGAAUAAUGAACAUCCUCCUCCCACUAAACUCCCAUCAACCCCUCCGCAACCUCCCUGUCCGCCUCUUCCUCCCUCUCCCACCAAAGCCAGACUCCGAUUCCAACUCCCCCUUCCUCAAAGUGGUCCAAUCGCCCAUCCCGCCAACGAUAUCUGUCACGCAGCCCCAGCAACAGAUGAACCAGUCCACUAUACUCUCUUCAUCGCGCAUCUCGGGGUCAGUAUCCGCAGGGACACCGCAAACGCAAACGCAAACUAUCGGCACAGCACUUCACUCUAUCCUACCCCAUCUAUUUCCGAGUCGCAGGACCCCUGUCCUGGCGAAGCCUGUGCUGCAUGGUGCCGCGGUGCCGAUGUCUGCGCCUGUGGAGGAAGUGGUGAGGUGCGCGGCUUAUGGGGAUGGGUGGGUUUACAUUGUUGUGAGGAUGAUGGGGUAAUGAGAUACAUGCUGCUACUUAUCAUAAGAGGGUGAUCCAAGCUCCACGUUCUUGAUGACCUUAUUAUGAGAAAUCAUACAUUCUUCUCGAUCGUGCUGUUUUAGCCUAGCCAGUAUCAGAUGAUCCGGUUUUAUCCUAGCACUGCGUCCACCUUAGGCCUUAGCCAAUCCAGUCGUAAGUCCGUCGCUUGUAACGCCGGCGGUUAAUUAGCAGUCA
Messenger RNA from Aspergillus versicolor CBS 583.65, 1332 nucleotides. RefSeq names its product autophagy protein 5. Gene Ontology annotation, biological process: autophagosome assembly; cellular response to nitrogen starvation; autophagy of mitochondrion. Gene Ontology annotation, cellular component: Atg12-Atg5-Atg16 complex; cytoplasm; phagophore assembly site membrane. The transcript has 4 exons. Lineage: Eukaryota; Fungi; Ascomycota; Eurotiomycetes; Eurotiales; Aspergillaceae. Bases 103 to 1116 code for a protein of 337 amino acids. The record is from RefSeq and is a predicted model, not a curated record.